Penicillium manginii is the source of this 363-nucleotide messenger RNA. RefSeq names its product thiamine-binding protein. The transcript is spliced from 4 exons. The record is from RefSeq and is a predicted model, not a curated record. Gene Ontology annotation, cellular component: cytosol. NCBI's taxonomy places the organism in Eukaryota, Fungi, Ascomycota, Eurotiomycetes, Eurotiales, Aspergillaceae. Bases 1 to 363 code for a protein of 120 amino acids.
AUGGAACUUCCCACCCCUGCUAAGUGCGUCGCAGACUUUUGUCUAAUUCCCAUCGGCACAGCCUCGCCCUCCGUCUCCGCUCAAAUCGCCGAUGUCCAGCGACUAAUCGAAGCCUCAGGCGUAAAAUACACCCUCCACUCCGCCGGCACCACCCUUGCUCGUCCGAUCGCUAAUCAGCCCCGUCAUACAGAAGGCUCCUGGGACCGGGUCCACCAGGUCAUCGGACAGGCGCAUACCCUACUCCACCAACAGGGGAUCGUCCGUAUCCAGACGGAUAUCCGCGUGGGAUCAAGGACGGAUAAGGAGCAGACUGCCGAAGAUAAAGUCAAUAAGGUGCGCCAGCUUCUGAGGAAAGACCAGUGA